AUGUCUACGUAUCGAGGAGCGCGUCUGUCCGAUGAUUUAAUCGAACAAUACCGGCAGAGAAGCCUCCAUCAAGAUGGACCGGGUACGAUCUGUGAAUUUCCAGCGUUCACAUCAACGAGUCGAAGUCGAACGAAAGCCGAGCAAUUCUGUAAUGUUCUCUUUAUCAUUGAUAUUCGAGAGCGUCAUGGUCACCAUGUUUGUGUGAGUUACUUUCUAACCGGCAGUGAACAAGACCAUGCAGCAAUUCGAAAUAUGGUUGUGAAUCCAAUUAAAUUGGAUGAUUAUCAAAAGUAUAGCGGUAAUCCUACUUAUGACAACAUUUCCGGAAGUGAUUAUGUCAAAAAAACUAAAUUGCAUCAACUCACGACAUGGGCAACAGAAGUUGAAAUUAUUGCUGCAUCAGGCAUUCUCGGCACGAGCAUCUUCAUUUAUCAGGCCGAUCAGCAUAAAUGGUUGAAAUUUAAAUCACUUAAGUGUCAAUCAACAGCAGGAUCAUAUCCAUAUUUAAGAAGAAAUGCGGCAAAAAAUCAUUUUAAUUUAGUCGUUGAUCUUGGAUGGCUUUUAAAUAGAACGUGCGUCAUUCAAUCAGUAUCUUAA
Messenger RNA from Didymodactylos carnosus, 597 nucleotides. NCBI's taxonomy places the organism in Eukaryota, Metazoa, Rotifera, Eurotatoria, Philodinida, Philodinidae. The record is from the annotation of a GenBank genome assembly.